This is a messenger RNA of Acomys russatus (golden spiny mouse), 656 nucleotides long. RefSeq names its product RAB17, member RAS oncogene family (gene Rab17). Gene Ontology annotation, molecular function: GTP binding; GTPase activity. Lineage: Eukaryota; Metazoa; Chordata; Mammalia; Rodentia; Muridae. The coding region runs from base 1 to 645 and encodes 214 amino acids. The transcript is spliced from 5 exons. The record is from RefSeq and is a predicted model, not a curated record.
AUGGCACAGGCUGGCGGGCUGCCACAGGCCAACACUACUUCCGGCCAGACCUAUGUGAAGAAGCUGGUUCUGCUUGGAAACAGUUCUGUGGGCAAGACCAGCCUGGUCCUCCGGUACAUGAGAGAGAACUUCAGAAGCAUCUUGCCGACUGUGGGCUGUGCGUUCUUCACAAAGGUGAUGGAUUUGGGCUCCUCAUCUCUGAAGCUUGAGAUCUGGGACACAGCUGGCCAGGAGAAGUACCACAGCGUCUGCCACCUCUACUUCAGGGGUGCCAAUGCCGCACUCCUUGUGUAUGACAUCACUCGGAAGGAUUCCUUUCACAAGGCCCAGCAGUGGCUGGAGGAGCUGGAGAAGGAGUUCCAGCCAGGAGAGGUGGUGGUGAUGCUGGUCGGCAACAAAACAGACCUCGGCGAGGAGCGGGAAGUGACCUUCCAGGAAGGGAAGGAGUUUGCGGAGAGCAAAAACCUGCUAUUCAUGGAAACCUCGGCCAAGCUGAACUACCAGGUGUCUGAGGUCUUCAACACUGUUGCCCAGGAGCUACUGCAGAGAGCAGGAGAGGAGGGGAACAGCAGCUCACAGGAAGGCGAAGCUGUGGUUCUGAACCAGGGACCUGCGGUCAGGCGGGGCCAGUGCUGUGCGCGAUAGAGAUGGGUGAG